AUGGCACCCUCGAAAUUCAAAUCUCAAUUAGAAGCAUCCUCGUACCAUGCUCCCGGAGGUGGGGAGCUCUAUCAUCCGCUCCGAGAAAGAAUUGUCAAACAGGCAUUGGAUCAGGGCUACGACGAAGCCUCUAUGCUCGAACAUGCCGUGACUUGGGCCGAUGAUCAAGACCCAUGGGGUCACAUUGCAAAUGCGAGCUACCCUCGCUUCACCUCGGCGUGCAACUACCGUCUUUUCGAGAGCUUCGAAGAACAGCUGAAGGACAAGUUCCAAGAUUUCAUCAAAGCUCGCGGCAUUGGCGUGAUCGUCAAGUCGUCAACAAUGGACCUUAAGCGCCCGGUCACGUAUCCUGAUGCUCUUAUCAUCGCCAAUCGCAUGGAUGAGGUCAAGCCUGACCGAUACCACGUCACAACCACCAUGUGGUCCCUCCAACAACAGGCGCCGGUUGCGGAGUCUAAUGGAUGGGUUGUCUUCUUUGACUACGCGAAAGGCAAACCUGCCAAUCUCGUACAGGAACGCGGAGUCUACGCUGACCUUCAUGCUGCCCUUUCCAGCAAGAGCAAGAUAACCAACGAGAAGAAGACGGCUUGGGAUCUCGCGCAUCCCAAGAAGUCAAGGUCAAAGAUGUAG
This is a messenger RNA of Dissoconium aciculare CBS 342.82, 630 nucleotides long. RefSeq lists its product as uncharacterized. The record is from RefSeq and is a predicted model, not a curated record. Bases 1 to 630 code for a protein of 209 amino acids. Gene Ontology annotation, molecular function: fatty acyl-CoA hydrolase activity. NCBI's taxonomy places the organism in Eukaryota, Fungi, Ascomycota, Dothideomycetes, Mycosphaerellales, Dissoconiaceae. The transcript has 2 exons.